CUCACGCAUAGAGUGCAUGACUCACUCCAAACAAAGACCGCGCGGUGAAACUUUUCCCAAAAAGGAAAACGCCGUUUGGGAUUUUUAGACACCUGAAGAUUAUUUUAAGGAGUUACUUAGAUUAUUUGUGCGGUAAUUAAAAGAUGGUUCAGUGUAUGCUCCAGUAAGAUGUGUGGCUCCGGAUCAUUCUCCGCGCGCUCGACAUGAAGAGAUUCAUCGGUGUGUCGCAGCUGUCCGCGUUCCUGCUCUACAUUCCUUUUCUUCAGGUUUCUACUAUUCUGGCCAAUUCCCACUCCAAAGUGAUGCUGUUCCCGGAGGCCUGGAGCCGCGGCCUGUGUCACUCCACGGAGCGGAUGGUGGAGGUGGAUCAGGAGUAUCCUGGAGGCGUUGAGCACAUAUACAGUCCCGGCUGUGUCCCAUUGCUGCGCUGCUCCGGCUGCUGCAAUGACGAGAAGCUGGCCUGCUUCCCCAUCCGCACGCGCAACCUCACCAUCCAGGCAAGAUCUCCCAGCAAGCAAUAG
Molecule: messenger RNA, 521 nt
Organism: Rhinichthys klamathensis goyatoka
Lineage: Eukaryota; Metazoa; Chordata; Actinopteri; Cypriniformes; Leuciscidae
Gene: pgfa
Product: placental growth factor a
Exons: 3
Coding region: 204-521 (105 amino acids)
Biological process (GO): sprouting angiogenesis; positive regulation of protein phosphorylation; positive regulation of endothelial cell proliferation
Cellular component (GO): membrane
Molecular function (GO): chemoattractant activity; growth factor activity; vascular endothelial growth factor receptor binding
Source: RefSeq, a predicted model, not a curated record